GGUUGCGAGUGGAAAGGAAUGUCAGUCUGCUUUCAGCGUUCACGUGUAACGGUUGUAUUGUGCGAGGUGGUCUCCCAAAUCGGCAAAUCGGCAAGACGAAGACGUUCGGUUGGCACAUUGAAAGUUUCUUCUGCGGAUACGGAUGUGUUUUUUCCCGCUGUUCUUCAGCGCUCGCUCUCCCCAACGAGACGAGAUGUAUUGAUGCUGUGGUUCAGUGCUUUGAUUGGCUGGUGUGUGGUGCGGAGCUGAGUCGUGUGUUGUACUUCGGCGGGUGUAAAUUGUGUGAUUUCGCUCAACCAAGCAAGGCAAAAGAAGUGAAAGAAACGGUACAGAAAAUAAGAAAAAAAGUGUGUUGUGAUCGCUCCCUGCUUUUUGGCAUUCGAUCGUACCGAGUGAAAUCUGAGCACACGAAGUGUUAUUCCCAGGAGGGGACCACAGUGUAGUGGUGUGGAAACGUUUUGCCUUGUUCUUGAUAACUGGAUGUCCUACAAACCGAGCAUUGAACAGGUUAUUUCGGAUUAUCGGAGAUAGCCAGCGCGAGAAAUAUUAUACCAACGCGCGAUCAACUCAGCUGAACAGAGCAAAAUCUAAUAGAAUUUGUUCCCUUUCUUUUAUUUUAUCAUGCUCUUGUGCUAUCAGAACAGUGGAUCAGUUUGGAUAGUGGCUGAAGCUGUUGAUUAUUUAGGCGAAAAAAACUAAUAAAACAGUUGACAUAGAACAAGAAAGCUGAAAACAGAACAGAAAAAUUAAAACAGAAGAAACCGAAUAAUUGUGCUGUGGCGUUCUGUCUCAUGGAUUGAGGAACAUGAAGUGAAUGAAACCAGUCGGAUUAGAAAGAACCCGGAAUUAAAUUAAAUUUAUCUCGUAAACUGUGUGCAGUGAAGUUUUUUUUCCUCCUCAGGAAAACGGUGGUCAUUCGCAACGUUCAGCGAGCAAAAAAAAACCCACUGGGAGGGACGAAAGCCAUCCCCCGGUGGCAGAAAGCGUCAUUAAACAUACCGACGUCGAUCUUUUGAAUGGCUUGUGUCAACUGUGAGUAGUUGGCAAGUUUAAAAGUGAAAACUUUCAAACGGAAAGUGACGGUGAGACCCCUUUCCUUCAACAGAAAAAAAAACUUUGUCUCGCUGUGUGACAAGUGAACGGUGCCAGAAGUCGAGUCAAGUCUGCGCCAGUCUGAGGACAGACAGUUGAGUGAUGAUCAUGAAUCGUAUGUAGAGACAGAAAGAAGAAUCACAGUGCUGAUGAACUGGCAACCGCUGCUUGCUUCUCAAUCGGAGCGCUUGAGCGCUCGGCACUAUCACACACCACUAAGAAGUGAUGCUCUCCUUCACACUGCUGUAAGUGAACAGCGAAUCGCGCUGGUAUUGUGUGCGUGCAACUGAGCACCGAUGUCCGACUUCGAUUGCGAUGGCGACAAAUCGGCGAAAACUGAAAGCCGGCUGGCCUUGCCAGGCUUUGAUGAUUCUGCUUUUCUCACUAAUUCCGAGUUCACACUGCGUUUUACGAUAUCUCGAACAGUUCGAAAACGCGCGAAAAAAGCACACCCGGGCGAUAAAAAAAAAAUAACAGCCAACGGUAACCGAAAACAAUGCUUUAACGGAGACGCUCACAGCACAUGACCGGUUACUCGAAGCUUAUGCCGAAGAAUGACACAAAAACAUAUAGGAUUGCAUGAAAAAAUGUUAGCAUAGUGAAUUUGAGACGAAACUGCAGCGUGGCCUUGUGGCUUUAGCCAAGUGGGAUCCGGAAUAGUCGCACGGUCGGCCGUUAAAUUAGACUUACAAAUCUCAUCGUGACUGGUACAGAGCGAAGCCAGAGCUCACGUGCCCCCGCACUAUCUCGAAGCAUAAAUCAUUAGCAUGAGUUCCUACCAGCGAACGGGGACGAAGAAGACGACGACGACGACAACAAAACAGCGGACCGCGAAAGCCGCCAUCGAUGCAAGUGUCAUAAUUUACCACCAAUACAGCAACAGUCGCAUUGUUUGAAGGAGAAUAGAACGAAGAAGAAAAACUGCCCGCGAGAGUAAAAAUCAUUAAGUGUCUGUGAUUUAUUCCGGCUGCCCGAGCUGAUGCUGUAAAUAGUCAAACAGUGGUAGAGCCACACAAAAAAAAACAAGUGGAGCGGUGGAAAAAGUUUGUCUGUUUCGUGUUACUUUUCGUUUUUUUUUGUCUGUUGUUAAUGUUUUGUGAAUGAAUAGCGCCGAUUGUUGUGCUGUUAUACCACUGUAAAUAAUUCGGUUAUGUUGUACUAUAGUGAGCGUUUUAUAAAAAAAGAUUUGAUUCGUUGAAGAUCGCAAGAGAAAAUUUGUAUCCGUUGAAUGUGUUGCUUCAUUGUGUAGCGCCGUCGGCAAAAAAGAAGUGAGUGAGAAACAAAUUAAUGGUAGAAGUUUGUAACUGAGAAGGAAAAAAGGCGAAGUGUUGCGAGAAAAAAAACAAGCAAAAGUUUUAUAAAUCGAAUCCGCUUAGGGAUUGUGAAAGCACCGUGGUAGCGUGAAAAAUUGCCAAGAAGAAAUCGUUUGGAUAUAUCGAAUAUUGUGUAACAAUCAGUUGGCAAAAUGGAAACCGAGGAAAUCAUCAAACUCGUCGAUGGCAUCUACAAGAAUAUCCUCGAGAAGUUUAACCCCGGUGCUCGGCAGCUGAUCAGUGCCGGCAAGGCCUAUCUGAAGGCGCUGCAUGGUGCGUCGGCCGCAUCCAAUCUCUUCAAUGAGGCCCUGGCGAAGAUCGCAGUCAACGCGCAGCAAGGAGGAACCAUCGAUAUCGGUUCCGCCCUGAUGAACAUCGUCGGAGUGUACAAAGAGAUCCAGGAUCAGCACAUGAACAUUCUGAAGGCCUUCUACGUUGACCUGCUAGUGCCGCUGGAAACCAACCUGGAGAAGGAUACCAAGGUGGUACAGUUCGAGCAGAAGAAGUUCCUCCAGCAGCAUAAGCUUCGCUCGGACAGCUACAGCAAGGCGGCUGCGACCAUGAAGAAGCACCGAAAGAAAAGUUCCAAGAGCUCGGCGAAGGAUGCCGAAAAGGAGAUCAAAAGCAUCCAAACGUUCGAGGAGGAGAAACACAAGUUGGAUCAAUUUUGCGAGCACAGCUUGAAGAACGCUAUGACGCAGGAACGUCGCAGGUACGGAUUUGUGUUGGAACGUCAGUGCUCGCUGGCGAAGCACUGGAUGGCUUAUCACCACUCUGGCCAUUUGAUUAUUGAGAAGUCGCUGGACAACUGGAACGAUGUGGCUGCCACGCGGGAAUUCUUGCCGCCGAACGUCGAGAAUAUGUUCACCUCGAAGCAACUGAAGGACCUUGAGGAUGACGACGAUGUGCACUCGAUUGCUUCGCAGCUACGCAAAACCCGAUCCAUCGAUGCCUCUUGUCUGGAUAUGCGCUCGCUGGGAGAUGUUGUUAACAGUUCUAUGAUGCAUAUGCCACGUGCCAAAUCGGAGUUCAAUUUGACAAACAGCAGCACUGGUAGUGUUAGCACUCUGGUCGGGGUAAUGAGCAGCAACGGUCAAGGAGGCCACAUGAUGAGUGGAACACUGAAAAGCAACGAUACCACGCAAUGGGAAAGGCCAACGGUGAAGGCUUUGUACGCGUAUCUGUCCUCCGGUGAGAAUCAAUUGAGCUUCUUGGAAGGGGAUCGAAUUGCGUUGGUUGGAGACCGCGCUAAAGGUUGGCAGUUUGGAGAGAACUUGCGAACGCAAAAGUUCGGUUGGUUCCCGAUUGCGUACACCGAAAAUGAACGGGAUGAUAAGGAAAGCAUCAGCGAAUGGGUUCAGGCUCCGCCGAGCGAGAUUGAAGUGGAAAACACACCGGACACUUCCCUCGAGAGUACCCUGGUCGAUGACAAUAUGUCCAAGCUUAACGAGUCGUACCACGAGGACGCCUCGCCGACGCGAAUGUUUGGCGACACGAUCCAAUACCGCCAGUCGAAACAGUUCCGUCGCUUGUCGCGUGGCGAGAAACCACCCAAACCGGGCCCUCCGCCUCAGUUGCCAGCCCCAGUUCCGACACCAGUAGUGCCUAACUAUAGCAAACCGCAGGGAAUCGCCCAGUCCAAUAGCUUCUCAUCGUCCGGCGGGGCUCCAAUGGUCGAGAAGCGAAAGCCAGUCCCGGCCACCAUCAACUUCAAUAAGCCGCAAUCGGCAAACAAGCCGAAAACAUCCCGCAACGGAAUAGCCAAUGCCUCGCUGCAUAGCAGCAACGACAGUGGAUUCUCGAACGAGCCUCAGCCCCAACCAGAAGUGGAAUUGUACUCGGAUGAGGAAGCCGGUAACCGGGUUCCAAUAAGAUCCUCUCGCUCAGAGAAGAAUCUCUCAUCACCGCGUUCGACGGAUCGCGAGCUGAGCGAACAUCGCUCUUCCCACUACCAUCCUCAGCAUCCGCAUCACCAGCAGCAACAGCAGCAGCGCUACAGCGGUGCCGGUCUGGACGAUGAUAACGAUAUCUACGGAACGGUGGUUCCGGCUCGCCGUCAGCAACAAAGAAUGCGCCAAGCGAACAGCUUCGGGAACAUUGCCGACAGCAACAGCGGAACGCUGGAGUAUGGCUACCGACCGCGGACCCGCAUGUCGGAUGGACAACCAAACCAGAGCGAUGCCCAGAAAAUCAAGCGCACCAAAUCGUUCUGGAAAUUCUCGAAAUCCCAGGACCACAUCCUCGAGGGGAUGGCCAUGUGGAAACACAACGAUAUUAUUCCGACCGGGCGGGAGAAGCGCGAAAUGGAGAAGAAGGAGGCCACACUGAAGAGGAACAUGCGCAAGAAGGAGCAAAUAGAGAAGCAGAAGCAGAAGGAAAUGAUCGCUGCGAAGGAAGGGCAGGAGGUUGCCGGAAGGAGUGUCGAGAGCAGUACAUUGGUGAGGAAUCGUGAGAAAGAACGGGAGCGGGAGAAAGAGUGUGAGGUGGAUCGGGACCGAGAGCGAGAUCGUGAGCGUGAUUAUAAUCGUGAACGUGAAAGCAAUCGCGAGCACGACCACAAUCGAGAGCGCGAGCGGGAAUUGAAGCGCGAGCGCGAACCGAAUCGGGAACGUGAUCAGAAUCGUGAUCGUGAUCGCGAUCACAAUCGGGAGCGAGAUAACAUCCGGGAACGAGACAACAAUCGUGAUCGAGAACAUAACCGUGAACAGCGAGAUCGUACCCGUGACCGGGAACAGCGAUCGGAGAGAGAGCCUCAGAGAACACACAGUACUGCGAUGAUGCCGGAACCUGAAAAAUUCCCCAUCACUAAAUCGGAUAUUGACAGGCGAAUCUCCAAGUUGGAUGAACUCAACCAACAGCAACAACAGCAACAUCUGCAUCAGCAACAUCUACAGCAACAAAAGCAGCAGCAACACCAUCAGCAGCAACAACAACAACAGCAGCAGCAGCAAUCGAAAAAGAAUAGCCAUUCUAAACAGGAUCGCGAACGGCAGGACAGACAAGAUCGUCACGAGAGAGAUCGCCGUCGAGAUGAAGUGGAUCGCAAGCCAUCGAAGUCCGCUAAAAAUGAUACGAACAAUAAUCGGAAUAGCUACCACGAGCGGUUACAGCAGGACGAGCAGAUCUAUGGGGAAUCGAUUCCACCCGUGUCCAAAGGCAAGGAUAAGUAUAGGGCGUCCGAGAGGGAGAGUAGCAAGAAUCGUAACAACGAUGCGUUGAACAAGUACUACCAGGAUCAGCAUUUUGACGAUUUUGCGAUUAUCCCAAGUGAGUCAAUCAUGAUUCAAGAUACAAGCUUCUACGACGACGAUGGCAUGAUGGACGACAUGAUGCUGAUGAAGACGGUGCGCAGGAAGGAUAUCCUGAAGCAGUACUACUCCAGCGGAACGGAUACGGAGCGGAAUUCAUCCAGCUCGGACCCGUACGACUGUAUCGUCGUCGACGAUCACCUGGUUUCCGCGGCCGAUAUGAUGAUGAGGAAGAAUCGCGGAGAAAAGGUUCGCGAGGGCCGCAAGUCGAACGGCGAUGGUAACCGAAUGGAUUCCAAGCAAGCCGAUGACAAGAUGACAUUUUCCACAUUCCGGGGAACGGUCGUUGACGAAGACGAAGCCAUCAUGAUGAUCGAGGACGACGAUAUGAUGAUGGAAGAACCGAGAGAUCGUCGUUCGAAGUCAUCCAGGGCGAACAGCUCCGGGCAGAUGAUGGACCCGAUGAAGUACGAGUCGGAACAGGAAACGAGAAUCAGUGCGAAGGUGAAUAGCAACGGUAAUCAGAAGCGGAAGUCUACGAAAUCGAUACCAUCCGAUGGCAAGGCAUACGGCCCGUGGUACGAUCUUUGGGGAACGGAAUCCACCAUGCAAAGCCCGAAGUAGUGAAAGGCAGAAUUUUAGCUUCUAGGUAAUAAAUAAAAUUAAUUAAGUGGUGCAGGUUACAUCCAUGGUUUCGACGGGGUGGCUGAUGGAAGAAGAACGCUACAUUCACUAGUUAACACACUUUCUGACCAUUUAUCGUUUUAUACGCAGACAUUCCAAAAGCACUCGAGGCUGCGGUCGCAGAAACCAAUUUUGAUUACCAGUUGAACUAAAUUGACGGAAUCGAAUAUCGUUAUUUAGAAGUGCGAACUGUAAGUAACAGAUAUUCGACCUACGCGCCAUUCGGCCAUGGAUCUAAACCCUGCGGUACGCAUGCAAAUACCAUUUACCAAACCAUCCUAUGUCCACCCACACAGACACAAACAAAGCAACAGCACAGAUAGAUAUGUGCCCAGAGGUUAGUCAAUCUUUAUCCCUGGCGUAAAGAUUGAAAUUAAUCCUAAUAGAAAUCAAAUAGUUUUGCAGGAACAUUUCUUCGCAUUCGCGCAUAUCAAUAUAGAUAAACGUACAAAUUACCAGACAGCUAGCAGUUGAAACCGGCAGCCGAGGGAGUGCCCUGUUUGUUUUGUUUUUUUUUUGCUUUAUUUCAGCACACAUGAAGAGGGGUGAAGUCCACCCACAAUGAAGAUAGCGCUCAAUAUUUGCAAUUUAGUUUUAAGGGUUUUUUUUAUAUAGCUCUAGGAAAAUAUUUGUUAUUCAGUGUUGAGUUUUUUAGUAGAUUUUGUUUGAUUUACAUCAAAAAGUGUUUUUAUGUUAUUCUAAUGAUUGAGAAUCAAAUACAGCGAAGUUUUGGUGCUCACUAGUAUUGAGAACGCAGUAUGUUCUAACGUAGGAAACAGAAGAAAUUUGUUCGAUAAGUACAUUCCGGUUGGGGUCUCUAUUAGUUGUGUUUAUCUACCUACACUAGUAUAAAUUAUACCAUCCAUGAGUUAGUCAAUAUUUUUAAAUACUUACGAACGGGUUGCCGCCCCAAAAAGGACACACCAUAAUCUAGUUCUACUACUUAAAGCAGCGUAUGCUUAAAAGGGUGUAUUAUUUGAUAGAUUAAUUUCAACGGAACAAUAUAAAUACAGCGAUGCGCAUGCUGUCCAUUUUAAGUGCCAAUCGAAUAGAGGAGAACGAUAUUUGCGAUCGGUGAUUCGGUCUUUUGCAGGGAAACGCCUUCCGGUAGGCAACAGGAACACAAACAUGCAAGAGAUCGCUGGUCGAUUGAACGAAUGAAAGAUUUCAAAAACCGAUUGUCGAUCGAUAUAUUACGUAGGUUAGUAAAUGUUUUUAGUCGUAUUAUUUGUACUAUAAUGAAGAAGUUUAGAAGUACCCUUUUUACCAUAUCUAUAAUUGAAUAAUGUAAAUUCAUGUAUUCCGCCUUGUAGUUUUUAGUUUCUUGAAUUCAUUUGUAUUUUAAAAUAUAAUUUAUGUAUUUCUUGUAACAUAUCUCCAGUGUAAUUAACAAAAUAUUGAAAUAAAAUUAUUUUAUCCC
Messenger RNA from Toxorhynchites rutilus septentrionalis, 7757 nucleotides. RefSeq names its product zinc finger CCCH domain-containing protein 13 (gene IRSp53). The record is from RefSeq and is a predicted model, not a curated record. Gene Ontology annotation, biological process: positive regulation of actin filament polymerization; actin crosslink formation; plasma membrane organization. Lineage: Eukaryota; Metazoa; Arthropoda; Insecta; Diptera; Culicidae. Bases 2558 to 6277 code for a protein of 1239 amino acids. The transcript has 12 exons. Gene Ontology annotation, cellular component: nucleoplasm; cytosol. Gene Ontology annotation, molecular function: protein binding.